AACCGAGUUGCACGAUUGGGAGGGGUCUUACUUGCUGAGGUAGAACAGCGAGUAUCACAUCAUCCCCUGACCAUUGUCAAGUGAGCUUCUGUCAGAGUCGCCAGCCUCGGAUCGUCCUCGAUCAAACUAGCCACCAUGCACGCUUUCGUUCUUCGUAUUUGUUUGUUUUAUACGUUAUUUACUGUGGCCUUCGCUGCAAUACCAUCAUACAUAAAGGUAUGCAAUCGAAACGAUCCAGAAAUAAAUAAAUGUAUACUUAAUUCAAUUGAGCAACUGCGAAGCAAACUGGUCACAGGAAUUCCAGAAUUAAAUGUUCCAUCAAUCGAACCGCUUAUCCUAAAGCAUAUACGUCUAGCGAGAGGUCCCAACGGUGCGAGACUAGACAUUAAUCUUACGAACAUUCAGGUAUUUGGACCUUCCACGUUUAAAAUCCGAGAUUUAAAAAUUGACCCAAAGACGGUGUCUCUUACCUUUAAAAUCGAUUUCGAUAAGCUCGAUUUUCGGGGAAAGUAUCAGAUAAAUGCGCAAAUUCUGUUGCUCAAAUUGGUUGGAGAAGGAGGUCUUACUGGAAGUUUCCUGGGUUAUCAUAGUGACUGCAUCUUGAAGUCUCACAAAGUCGUUAGAAAUAAUAAGUCGUAUGUGGUCUUUGAAAAAAUGAAAUUUGACAUCACUAUAAAUAAAGCCCAUAUCAAUCUUGACAAUUUAUUUAAUGGCGAUCCAAUUCUCGGACCAGCGAGCAAUGAAGUUUUAAAUGCAAAUAGCGAUUUGUUGGUGGACGAGAUAAAGCCGGUAUUAGAAGAAGCCUUAGCAGACCUAUUUACCGACGUCGCCAACAAGAUCACUGAAGCAUUCACAUAUGAUGAAUUAUUUCCAAAUAAUUAAUCCUUUAUCUGUUGAAUCUCUAUUUUUACUUGAAACUUAAUUUGAUUUAUAUAUUUUAUUUAAAUUACUUUUUGAUUUUUAAAUUAUAAGGACUGCGACACUUUUGAUAAACUUUAAUUAAUAUUUCUGUUCUUAUGUGGUAUGUCUAAUAGUAUUUAAGUGUUAGUAAGUUAUAAUGCACAAAUUGUAUUUAUUAAUAUUUGAUUGCCAUGCAAAUUAUGUCAUAGAAAUCCUGUUUUUGUAAAAGAAAUUGUGAUCUUUAUCUUAAAAAUUUGUAGACUAUUAAUUUUUUAAUUUUAUUUUAUGUUUCAGUAUAAGUGAUUUAAUUAUUGUAUUUUAUACGAUAAUAGAUUAGUACUAAAUUAUUAAUCCCAAAUGAGUUACCAAUAUAUUGGCAAUCAGUAUUAAUUAAGAGUAAUAUGACAUAAGAGUAUCAUAUAAUUUAUAUUUUAUAAGUUAAAAGUGUAUCUCAGGUACCUUACUUUUGAUUUACUAAUCUAAUAAGUCUAAAGAAGAGAGAAAGUUUAGCAUAAAAUUGUAAAAUUAGUAAAAUCGUCAAAUUAAAUCAUUAAAAGUAUUGUGUGUAUGUGCAUAAUACAAUGUACAUACACAUAAAAUGAACAAUAUUUUAUAUCUUAGAAAAAAAGAAAUACUUAAAAACAAGAUUUUAUAAUAAAUUACGUAAAAAUAUACGAAAGAGAGAAUUCCACUAAAUUUAUAUUAAAUUAAAUAUAAUAUCAAAUGAUGAUAUAAUAUCGAGUGAUAUAAUAUCAAAUUUUUACGCAAAAGGAUACACAUUGCACUUUAUUAAGUCUGUUACACGUGCCAAAGUUACGCAAGUAACUACAACUUAAACUUUGUUAAAAUAAGGGAGCAGAAAUGCAAUGCAUUUCUCUGAGAAGAAAUGCUAGUUAUAAUAAUCUGAUGUGAAUUGUUAUUGUAGUUGUUAUGCCCAAUCAUAUAUUACGUUUCAUCGUUGAAUUAAAUACAUUUAUGAUUAUCACAUAUAAA
Messenger RNA from Cataglyphis hispanica, 1893 nucleotides. RefSeq names its product protein takeout-like. The record is from RefSeq and is a predicted model, not a curated record. The transcript has 6 exons. Lineage: Eukaryota; Metazoa; Arthropoda; Insecta; Hymenoptera; Formicidae. The coding region runs from base 136 to 882 and encodes 248 amino acids.